GCCGAGAUCUCCAGCAUGGGGAGGGGAAGGAUUGAGAUCAAGAGGAUCGAGAACAACACGAGCCGGCAGGUCACCUUCUGCAAGCGCCGCAACGGGCUCCUCAAGAAGGCGUACGAGCUCUCCGUCCUCUGCGACGCCGAGGUGGCGCUCAUCGUCUUCUCCAGCAGGGGCCGCCUCUACGAGUACUCCAACAACAGUGUGAAGGCUACUAUUGAGAGGUACAAGAAGGCACAUGCCGUUGGAUCCUCAUCUGGGGCCCCACUCUUAGAGCUCAACGCCCAGCAAUACUACCAGCAAGAAUCCGCGAAACUGCGGAACCAGAUCCAGAUGCUGCAGAACACUAACAGGCACUUGGUUGGUGAUUCGGUGGAAAACUUGUCACUUAAAGAACUGAAGCAGCUUGAGAGCCGCCUCGAGAAAGGCAUUUCAAAGAUCAGAGCAAGGAAGAGUGAGCUGCUGUCUGCAGAGAUCAAUUACAUGGUCAAAAGGGAGACUGAGCUCCAGAAUGACCACAUGAACCUCAGGACCAAGAUUGAGGAGGGAGAGCAGCAGCUGCAGCAGGUGACCGUGGCCCGGUCUGCCGCCGUGGCCGCCGCCAGUGCGGAGCUGAACCCAUUCUUCCAGAUGGACACCAAGUGCUUCUUUCCCGCCGGCCCCUUCGCGGGGCUGGACAUGAAGUGCUUCUUUCCGGGAGGCUUGCAGAUGCUGGAGGCACACCGCCAGAUACUCACCACCGAGCUCAACCUCGGCUACCAGCUGGCGCCACCGAGCGGCGACGACGGCAUCAAUAAUCCUCAUCAGUUCUAA
Panicum hallii is the source of this 807-nucleotide messenger RNA. Its product is annotated as MADS-box transcription factor 13-like. Gene Ontology annotation, biological process: positive regulation of transcription by RNA polymerase II. The record is from RefSeq and is a predicted model, not a curated record. Gene Ontology annotation, molecular function: DNA-binding transcription factor activity, RNA polymerase II-specific; protein dimerization activity; RNA polymerase II cis-regulatory region sequence-specific DNA binding. Bases 16 to 807 code for a protein of 263 amino acids. Gene Ontology annotation, cellular component: nucleus. NCBI's taxonomy places the organism in Eukaryota, Viridiplantae, Streptophyta, Magnoliopsida, Poales, Poaceae. The transcript has 7 exons.